Molecule: messenger RNA, 1053 nt
Organism: Fusarium sp. VM40
Lineage: Eukaryota; Fungi; Ascomycota; Sordariomycetes; Hypocreales; Nectriaceae
Source: the annotation of a GenBank genome assembly
AUGCACUAUGCAGAUAAAGCUCCAAAGGGCGACGCAGCCUUGCGCGUUAUAUCCAUGCAAAAGCUCAUCGACGGUGACAAGGAAACAAGCAUUCAACUGUUCAAAGCAUGUACUGGACUAGGUUUCUUUUAUCUCGAUUGUCGUGAGGUUGCAUCCGGGGGCCUUAUGAAGGAGGUCCAGUCAAUGUAUGAACUCGCGACCAGUUUCUAUGACCUGCCUCAAGAGGAAAAGUUGAAAUGGUUCGUUGAUAGAGACCAUGAUGCGGAUCUGGUAUUUGGAUAUAAGCCUGCUGGACACGGUAAUGGGCCGGUUCAAGGAAAGAAGGACGGCUUUGAAGGAUCAAUGUUGAUGGAACGACCAAUUUUACGUAUUAAGGACCCUGCGACAUUUCCGGGUCCUGAAGUCAUCGCCUCCCGGCUUGACCAACUGAAAGCAGUUAUGGCCAGCUUCCGGGAGAUUAGCAUACUUCUUCUUUCUCGCCUCUCUACUGCCUUGGGCUUGGAUGAGAGCCAAGCCUACGAGCAAUACCAUCGCAAGAAUGCAGUUUGUCCGACCGCUCUAGGCCUGUUGAAAUACACGAUUGCAGAUGAAGAGCCCAACAAAGUAGGCCAGAUCGCCCACACAGACGCCGGCAGUCUGUCUAUAGUAUUCACUGAAGUCGCCGGUCUACAAGUCCUCAAGCCUAAGGAAGAGGAGUGGUACUGGAUUCCGCCCAAGCAUGGGCAUGCAGUGGUCAAUGUCGGAGAUGCCUUGCGGUUUAUAUCUGGCGGCGUCCUUGAGUCUAGUCUUCAUCGCAUCAUCCCCCACAAGGACGAAAAGAUCAGACAAAAGUAUUCCAUUGUGUACUUGCUACGCCCGGAAAUGGAUUCCGAGUUCACUGAUGCUGAAGGAAAGACGUGGAAGGGCUUGGAGUGGACUAACAAGAAACACGCCGUGUUUCGUGCGUCUGAAGAGGAGCAAGCGGAGGGAACCUACCUUACAGGAAGGGAUGGAUAUGUUGGGCACUGGGACCCUGAUGUAGACAGGGAGGCGCAAGAGAUUGCUGCUGUAUAG